CUUUUGGACUUACAAUGGGAUAUCCUGAGUUUAAACUGCCAAAUCUGAAGGAGUUCCCCUGAAAGCGGCUCAUUCAUGGAGUAAAAGGAGACGUUUGGGGAUCAUGAGUACAGGUAUGAAGAAGCCACCGGUUGCCCCCAAACCCAGGCUGCUUCCACCUCAAAAGCCAGCCCCUCCUCCAAUCGCCCCAAAACCUGAAACCUUACUGCCCACUCCAUCUCCAACAGCAAUAAAACGCGGCAAACCUGCUGUAGCCCCUAAACCAUGUCUGUCCAAGGUCAGCCCCAAAGCACCCCAGAAACCUCCGCCGUCCAUCUCCCAAAGCCCAGGCCAGGCCAGACAAAACCUUUCCAAAACACAAAUUCUCCCAGUCUCAAAAAAUGGGGGUCCAUCCUUACGCUCUGCACCCCUCUCACGUUACAUCAUACCACCUUGCUCCGAGAGUCAUCAUAUAGGCAAUGGCAAGUCAGAGGGUUUUGAAGAAAGAAGUGAAACAGCAGACGAUGAUGCACUAAAAGCCAGAGACAGUCCAACACAGGAGGUCAGUUGCAGUACAAAGGACCAAGUAAUUGCACACCAUCAGGAAGAACAAAUACACACCCCCACACACUCCACGAGCACUCCUCCAGGUGUACGUGAAGAAACACUCACUCCUAUACUCGUAAAGGAUCGCACACAAGUGCACCCUCCCACCCCCACUUGUGGAGACGAAACCCUCCAGAAACAAGACCGACCUGUUGAACAGAGUCAGUCUGUGGCUUCACACUUGCACUGCUUCGGUGCUAACAAUGUACAUGCUGAGAUCAGUAUGCCUGCACCCCCUAGUAAGCCCCUUCCUGUGCCCCAACCACGGCGGCCUCGAAGAACGCUGCUUCUCCGUCAAAAUGUGGUGGAGGGUUCUCCACCAGAAACACCCACACAAACCCUCCAUGAUUUCCCGAUGGACACAGUAAACAGAAGUCCUGGAGACGCAUCACCAGAAAUGCCCAAAAACACUUUAGUGAACUGCAGUACCAUUUCAGACACUCCGCCAGAUUCACCACACAACAAGGAACACAAGGCGGACUCCUCCCACUGCGUAGGCUUCACUUACAACAGAGACUCCACCCAUAGCACACAUGAUGUAAGUGAUGUCGUUCACCCAGCACCCACUCUCCAUUCCAAUCCAGCCUCUGUCGAAGACUUUGUUUCCAUGGAUGCAAAUGUGGAAGAGGAGGAGCUACAACCACCAGCCCCGCCCCCUCGUCAAAAGUCCCUCCCACAAAAAGGUCAUUUCACUUCAUGUUCGCUGGAUAAUCUGAUUCUGUCUGAUCACGAUGACUCUUGUAACCCUGAGGAGACGCUCAACACGGAACAGGAAGAUGAAGAUGAUGAAGAGAAAGGUGGUGCUUAUGGUAAUUUUGCUCGAUACCCGAUCACCAGGAGUUUACCCAAACAAAUCAAACUUGGUUGCCGACCUCGGGUGACGGUGAUAACCAAGGCGUCUUCUGAGGAGGAAAGGUCUCCGAAGGUCAUUCCUAAAAAGCCCCAAAGGCACAGCUUGCCCGCAUCUGCACUGUUGAGGAAACAAAACACACCUCCUCAAAUACAAACGCAAACACCGGCCCCACCUCCUGAGCCUAGUCCAACCAUUUUUGGAGAGUUACCUGCACCUCCACAGGAGAAGCAGUCGGCAUGGCGCAUCACCCUUCCAGGAAUACCUCUUUUCGGCAAGCAACAGCCAAAUCGCAGCAGUAGCCAGCCACAGGCCAGCAGGGCAAGGCCAUUCUUGGUCAAACAGAGAGCAAAAUCCUUUUCAUCUGCUGAUCUCCUGCGAGUGGGCUCCACUCAGAGUCCUGGAUCUUCUGAGCAGCUGGUGCGCUCAGAGCAAAGGCGCCGCAGCCUGAGGAAACUUCUGGAACUGCGGGCUUGCGUCCGGCUGCUUCCGAAGCUGCUGCGGAGCGGCCAGUCUCUGGACUGCACCAGCACGAGUGUGGAGUCCGACGAUCGUACAAACAGCAAGGUCACCUCAGCCAAUGUGGAGGAUGCCCAGGAUGACGAUGAAGGUGACUGUGGGGUAGAGUAUGAGAAUGUUCCACUCUACGAGGAAAUCCCAGAAUAUAUGAACCUGCCUUGGGUCUAUUCCAGUCAGAAUGAAGACGGAGUCUAUGAAGUGCAGGAACCAUAUGAAAUGCACAGGGCUCAGAUGGGCGGUGACCUGUCUGAGGAAGAGCAGGGGCUGAGCUCGAAUGAGGACGAUGAUAACAGCUCCACCUCCAGCAAGGAAGAUAUGGACCAGUCCAGAGACAAAGAGGAGGUAGAGAAGGCGAAGAGGAAUAAAGUGGUUCACAUUGCCAUGGAGAUCAUGAGCUCAGAGAAAGUAUUCGUGGAUGUUCUGAAGUUGCUACACAUCGACUUCCGGGAUGCUGUUGCCAAGGCAACCCGUGCCAGUGGAAAGCACGUGGUGGAGGAGCGGGUGCUGAAUCAGAUCCUCUACUACCUACCCCAACUCUAUGAGCUCAACAAAGACCUGCUGAGAGAGCUGGAGGAGAGAGUGGCACACUGGUCAGAUCACCAGAGGCUGGCUGACAUCUUUGUGCAGAAGGGGCCGUAUCUGAAGAUGUACUCCACUUAUAUCCGAGAGUUUGACCGCAAUGUGGCUCUCUUGGACGAACAGUGUCGCAAAAACCCCUCUUUUGCCACAGUUGUGCGGCAGUUUGAGACAAGUCCUCGGUGUGCCAGUCUAGCUCUGAAGCAUUACCUGCUGAAACCAGUGCAGCGCAUUCCACAGUAUCAGCUCCUCCUGACAGAUUAUUUGAAAAACCUUCCUGAACACUCCUCUGACUACAAAGAUACACAAACUGCUCUUGGUGUGGUAAAGGAAGUUGCAAACCAUGCCAAUGACAUCAUGAAACAAGGGGAUAACUUUCAGAAGUUGAUGCAGGUUCAGUACAGUUUGAACGGCCAUCAUGAAAUUGUGCAGCCAGGAAGGGUGUUCCUUAAGGAGGGCACCCUGAUGAAACUGUCAAGGAAGGUCAUGCAGCCCAGAAUGUUCUUCCUGUUUAAUGACAUCCUGCUAUACACUACUCCAGUGCAGUCUGGGCAGUAUAAAGUCAACAGCAUGCUCUCCCUGGCGGGUAUGAAGGUAAGCAAGCCCAGUCAGGAGGCUUAUCAGAAUGAACUGAACAUUGAGAGUGUGGAACGCUCUUUUAUCCUGUCUGCCAGCUCAGCCACAGAGAGAGAUGAAUGGCUAGAAGCCAUUGCCACAGCGAUAGAGGACUACACCAGGAAAAAGAUCUCUUUCAUCUCCAGCCGAAGCCAGGAGGUCUGUGUGCAAGAGCGUGUGUGUAGUGUCUACCGAAUAAGAUCUGAGGGUGUGUCUGUUGAUGGUCCUCCUCUGGGUUCUAAAGCUCCUAUCUGGAUCCCGGACCUUCGGACCACUAUGUGUAUGAUCUGCACCUGCGAGUUCACACUUACCUGGAGACGUCAUCACUGCCGGGCCUGUGGCAAGGUUGUGUGCCAGGCAUGUUCAUCAAAUAAAUAUUACCUGGAGUACCUGAAGAAUCAGCUAGCAAGAGUCUGUGACCAAUGCUAUGCCAAACUCCAGCAGAAAGAUAAAGGUAACCAGUCCGGGGUAUGUGUUUCACCCAGUGGACGAAGCUCAAGCUCAGCAUUCUCCUUCUCUAGGAAACAGAAGAAGAUUCCCUCAGCACUGAAAGAGGUGUCUGCUAACACUGAGAAUUCCUCAAUGAGUGGCUAUCUGCAGAGGUCUAAAGGCAACAAGAAACCCUGGAAGAGGCUGUGGUUUGUCAUCAAGAAUAAAGUCCUCUACACUUACGCUGCUAGUGAGGAUGUUGCAGCAUUGGAGAGUCAGCCAUUACUGGGAUUUUUCUUGAGAGAAGAAAAGUCUGGACCAGCACAGAAACUGCAGUUUAAACUCUAUCACAAAAACACUCUCUACUAUAUCUUCAGAGCAGAGGAUAUCCCUACGGCUCAGAGAUGGAUUGAGGCGUUUCAGGAGGCCAUGAUUCUUUGACUACUCUGUGUGGCUUAAAUUAAUGUCAAUCUGGAACCCUUCCUUUGACCUGCUGCACUGGACCGGCAAAUAGUGACUUGAGCUCAGAAGACUCUCAGAAGAAUUACAGUAACAUUUGAAGCAAAGGAUGCUGGUAGAUGUAGUUUUAGUCUUCAUCAAACUAUAUUACUAGAAUUAAACCAGCAUUUCAAUGUUAAGGUUAUUGUAGCCUCUUCUACCCUUGUGUCCUCUUUUGUAAUGCUCCCCCACACCAUAAGCAAUCUAAACAAUUGAUUCAUUUGUUUGAGAUUGAUCAUUUUUCCUCAUGGAUCUGGAUUCCAAGGGAUUUUAAUGGGGUUUUAGUAGAAGACAGCCAGACAUUCCAGAUUCUGCACCUUCAAGCACAAAAAAACUAGAUGUUCUUGAACACCGAAUGUUCUGAACAUACCAGUAACAUCCAGUGUGAUGUUCUUGAUACGUUAGAAUGGGCGGCGGUAUAAAGGAGCAAGUGACAGGAAGAGUCUGGUUAAAGAUGUAUUUGGUUGCCUGGUAACAGAUCAAAUGAACAGGUCACAGGUGUGAUCAAGGGUCAAGUGUGGAAGUGCACGAGCAAGUGUGACAUGAGGAAUGUUAGGUGCCUCUAGAUGCUUCUGUGGCAGAAUCUAUGUAUAUGAUGUCUGCCCAGGUCUUUGUGGGAGAUGUUGGAUGCUGCUGUGAAAGCCAGUAGUUUUUAGACACCUUAAAGGAAUAGAUAAGUCCAUAAUGCUAACAUUGUGCUGCUAACAGUGAAUGAAAGUGAAUAGCCAGUGGUUAGCAUUGUGCAAAUAGAGUCAUGCUAAUUGAUAUCAUCUGGCUUCCAUUCAUUGCUAGCCAUGUUAGCAUGUUUUGUUCCGCUGUUCCUUUACAGAAACCACAUUUUUAUUGUACGUUUAGCUUUUUUAAACAUCUUUUUUUUAUCUCCUCCUUUUGUAUAAAGUAGAACUCACAGUAAAAAAAAACAUUAAACUAUUUUACUGGGAAAUAACUGGAUAUAAAUGUAAAUAUGCUGUACAUGGUAAUAUAAUGCAGGUAUUUAAAACAGUUCAGGAUGUUUAGCCUCCUUGAAUGAAUUUAAUGAUUUUGUAAUUUAACAAAGAAUUCCAGUUUUCAGCCGGCUGACUAAGCACUAUGUAAUAUCGCUGUGUAAUACAGAUCAUAGCAUUCUAAGCUGUGAAUAAUUACCCAGCUCAGUGAAAACUGUUAGCUCUGUUAUCAGGGAAAAAAAUAACGUUAGUUUCUUUACUGGUUAAAUUUCUUUGUGCACCUUGUUUUUUUGGGAUUACAGUGAAACUAUUUUCUUUAUUUGUGUUAAAUGGACAUGAACUAACUAUCACAGAUUUCCAUAGAGGUCUUCUACAGUAUUACCCAAUCUAGUUUAAUAAGUUUCAUAUGUUCUUGUUGAUGUUUGUGUGUGUGUGUGUACUCUGUACUGCGUCCACUGAGAUAUAUAACAGUGUAUUCUGUCACUUUGGGGAAAGUGAUGUUUGAAAACAAAAUGCACUGUGCACUGCACACUGAACUGCCACCACUUUGGAAUUUUAUCUGCUGUUUUCAGUCACUUGUCACCGUUCCAGCUGGUUGGGGUUAAUUAUAGUGUACAGCCGAUAAGUUGAAAACACUCCAAGGAAGUAUUGCCCUCAAGUAUGUCAGACAUAGAUGUAAAGAACUGUAAUAAAUAAUUUUAAGUAGCUU
Molecule: messenger RNA, 5725 nt
Organism: Colossoma macropomum (tambaqui)
Lineage: Eukaryota; Metazoa; Chordata; Actinopteri; Characiformes; Serrasalmidae
Gene: fgd6
Product: FYVE, RhoGEF and PH domain containing 6
Exons: 21
Coding region: 104-4015 (1303 amino acids)
Cellular component (GO): cytoplasm
Molecular function (GO): metal ion binding; guanyl-nucleotide exchange factor activity
Source: RefSeq, a predicted model, not a curated record